AUGUCAGCACCUACGUCCAAAGAAGCAGCCCUGAAAAUCAACAAAGUCCUGAAUGAGUUUGGUAGAUCUCCUCUACAUGGCACAGGACUUGCCGACCCAAAGUCGGCCAGUCCUGAGAUAGUGCUGGCGAUGGCUCUGGACGCCCUGAUCAAAGCAAGGCCAAUCUCUCACGAGUUGGUGCAGAAGACAAUCAAGAAGCUAAUCGAGGCCAACUACCACGAGAUCGACGUACUUUCCAAAACUACGUGGGAAGAUCGAACAAUGGUUCUGCAAGAAGGGGGUUACAACCGGUAUCGAGAGCAGGGCGCUACCAAUCUCGGUGAGCUCGCGAAGCUGGUUGUUGAGAGAUACGGUGGCGAUUUAAACAAUCUCGUCAAGCUGGCAGACGGCAAAAUCCACAAAGCUAGAAUAUUGAUGAAAGAGGUCAGGGGGAUGGGCGACUUGGCAGUGGAGGUAUUUUUUAACAAUGUUCAAAGCAUAUGGACAAGCAUUGCUCCUUGUCUCGAUUCACGGAGCUUAAAGACCGCAGCCGAGAUCGGGAUUGGAACUGAUUUGGAUGAAAUAUAUAACGCGCUAGAGCAGGAUCGUAUGCGCAUGAGUCGGUUUGCCAAUGGCCUCUCUGAAGUCCGACUGGAGAAAAGGCAGGAAGUAAUUGAGGAACUUUGA
Molecule: messenger RNA, 666 nt
Organism: Penicillium samsonianum
Lineage: Eukaryota; Fungi; Ascomycota; Eurotiomycetes; Eurotiales; Aspergillaceae
Exons: 2
Coding region: 1-666 (221 amino acids)
Biological process (GO): DNA repair
Molecular function (GO): catalytic activity
Source: RefSeq, a predicted model, not a curated record